Messenger RNA from Syngnathus acus (greater pipefish), 3978 nucleotides. RefSeq names its product NDRG family member 4 (gene ndrg4). Bases 140 to 1444 code for a protein of 434 amino acids. The transcript is spliced from 18 exons. NCBI's taxonomy places the organism in Eukaryota, Metazoa, Chordata, Actinopteri, Syngnathiformes, Syngnathidae. Gene Ontology annotation, cellular component: cytoplasm. The record is from RefSeq and is a predicted model, not a curated record. Gene Ontology annotation, biological process: brain development; signal transduction; positive regulation of ERK1 and ERK2 cascade.
CUCCACAGACCCACACACCCUUAGUUACAUACACGCUAACAAUCCUCAGCAGCCUCAGGGAGAUACAUUCGACAAGAACAAAAUCUCAGAAUCUACCAAUCAGAGAAUCUCCUAGCAACACUGCAGGUUACUGCCCAGGAUGGCGGGAAUAAAGGAACAGCAGUUCCCUGAGGAAAAGCCCUUGCUCCCAGAAAAGAGAGGAACUGAGUCAGACAUGCAGGAAAAGGCGUCAGGAGGGCAGCCAUGCCCUUCGAGCCCUAAGCCCUUCAAUAAACCCCCUCCUCACAGUCGUCCCACUCAUCGUUGGCAUGUCAUCGCAAGACAUUGGCUCCGCCAGACCCGCUGUCGGACCAGCGGAACCCUUCCGGAGAACUGUGAACAGCUGAUGCCAGUGGGCGAUUGGAAGGAACAUGAUAUUGAGACUCCUUAUGGGAUGCUGCAUGUGGUUAUCCGCGGGGCGCCCAAAGGGAACAAGCCUGCUAUUCUCACCUAUCAUGAUGUGGGACUGAACCACAAGCUGUGCUUCAAUUCUUUCUUCAAUAAUGAGGAUAUGCAAGAGAUUACCAAGCACUUUGUGAUUUGUCACGUCGACGCUCCGGGGCAGCAGAUUGGAGCGUCGCAGUUGCCACAAGGGUACCAGUAUCCCACUAUGGACCAGUUGGCGAGCAUGUUGUCCACUGUGGUGCAGCAUUUUGGGUUCAAGAGUAUCGUUGGGAUUGGCGUUGGCGCUGGAUCGUACAUCCUGGCCAAGUUUGCUCUGAUCUUCCCUGACCUUGUGGAGGGUUUGGUUCUGCUCAACAUUGACCCCAAUGGUAAAGGAUGGAUUGACUGGGCUGCUACAAAGCUGUCAGGACUGACAAGCGCCCUGCCAGAUACUGUACUGCCACAUCUUUUCAGUCAGGAGGAGCUUAUGAACAACACAGAACUGGUGCAAAGCUACCGGCAACAGAUCAACAACACCAUCAACCAGUUCAACCUGCAGCUUUUCUGGAACAUGUACAACAGUCGGAGGGACUUGGAGAUGAACCGCACUGGGACUGCACUGAAUGCCAAAACCCUGAAGUGUCCGGUUAUGUUGGUUGUGGGAGACAAUUCCCCUGCUGAGGAAGGAGUGGUUGAGUGCAACUCCAAGCUUGACCCAACCAACACCACCUUCCUUAAGAUGGCUGACUCUGGUGGACUACCCCAGCUUACACAGCCUGGGAAGCUCACUGAAGCGUUCAAGUAUUUCCUUCAAGGAAUGGGCUACAUCGCUUAUGUGAAGGAUCGGAGGUUGAGUGGAGGGCCAGUGCCUUCUGCCAGUAUGACUCGCCUGGCCCGCUCCAGGACCGCCUCUCUGACAAGCGCCAGCUCCAUGGAUGGGUCACGUUCUCGUGCCUGCACCCACUCCGACAGCACCGAGGGAGUUGGUGCAGUCACACAAACCAUGGAGGUUUCCUGUUGAGGUGGCAGGAAAAAAAAAAAGGGAAGGGAGGGGUGGAGCUACAGAGAGAGAAGCCAUAGGGGGUAACAAUCACGGAGACUUUAGGAUUUUAAUGUGACAGGAAGACGUUAACAGCCAUGAUCGCUCUCUGUGGUCUCAUCCCCGAGAUCUUUUGUCUGCUAUUUUCUCCCCUCCUGUAUUGUAACAAAACAGUUAAUGUGCAGUUAGAGUCAGAAGUAUACAUACUACAUUCAUCGUGGGCAUGAAUGUCACAUUCAUUCCGUAUCUUUACGUAAUGAUUGAUUUGAAGUUUCCUAUAUCCGUGGUGGAAAGAUUCUUCAAUGGGUUUUAAAGCCUUGAAUUGAGUGUGCACGUUUAAAUUUAAGAAUUUUCUGUAAUCCACACAGAGCCAAAAUGUUUUAUACAUAAUGUAAUAUAUGCAUACAUUCAACUAAAUAACACAAUGGAUGCAGAUGAUCGUUUCGCUUUGCCAUUAUUGAGCUUGACCUUAAGCAUCUGAUUGAGAUAAAACUCACAAAGGUACAUUUGAGCAAAAGAUGUAAUUGUGAGUAGGGCUGCAGGUAAUUUUUUCCAUGGUUUAAUAAUAAAGAAAAGUACAAAUAAGACAUUUCCUGUUAAUAUUGAACAACAAACUGGUUUUCAUUUUUACAUAAUCAUUGUUUUAUACUCAAAUGUAAACAGUGCAUAGGAGUCCACUAGCAUAUUACACUAGUACACUUUCCUUUCUAGAAACAUUUUAAACAAAUCUCUCCCCGUAGUUUUUAGUCUAAGAGACAAAGUGAAGUCUGAUUGAACCACAGUAGACUUUGUCCUGGGUCUUAACGUCCAGUGUACACUUAAAUAAACGGGUUGGGGCAGGAAAAAAAUGCCUCCCACAAUUUUUUGAGCAGAGAUACUCAAAUUUCAGUUUCAGCCCUAUUCGCGAGUGUUCUACUAUAUGCACAGUAUUUUAGGAUGUACGCAUAAUUUUGACCUGUGUGGAUUAAAGAAAUUCCACCAAAAAAAUGAAAAUAAUGUAUAUGUGCAUCCAAUUCUUGUUUUAAAAACUCAUUGACAGGACAGUUCCUAUCAAUCAUUAAAAGCCCUGAAUAAAUAUAAGAUUUGUGCCAAUGAUGAGUGUUUUGAAACUUCUGAACGCAACUUUAUAUUCUACUGCUAUUCCCAACCCCCACCUUCGUAAUACUCUCCACAAAUUCACUCUUGGUGCCCAGCACUUGAAUUUGUAUUUUUGACUAUCUCAUAGUUGUGUUUGCUAAGUAUCCCCUUAUUGGCUCAAGCCCCUUCCACCCCCCCCCCCCCCCCCCCCCACCCCCCAGCACAUGGCCCACACAUAAACACGUUAAUUAUUUCUGUAGCAAUAUUUAAUAAAGAGCUGCUCAUGUAAGGAUAUGAAAAGUAGAAUUUGAUCAAGUCAAGGAACAUGUACGGAGUGCGAAAAUGUGUUUUGUAUCAGCACGUGGUGGUCACAGGAUGCCAUCAUUCAAGUCGUGCUUAGUCUGUGCGUAAUUGUUGUUGCAUUAUUGCUAGACGACUCACAACCCAUGACACUGACUACUUUAAAGCUUCAUUUAAGUUGUGUGUGUUAGGGGUUGUAUAGACUAGUUUAGGUGUCGACUUUUCUCCACAAUGACCUUUGGUCCGUGAUGCUGACUUUAAUAAUAAUCCUAUUUUCUUACUUGAGAAGGAGGCAGAGCUGCAUGCAGCAUCAGAUGAGUGAAGAACUUGAAGUGAAAAACAAGUGAAGUUAUUUGGCUGUUCCAGCGGAAAGCACACAGCAAGAGAAAAAAAUAUAUAUAUAUAUACAUGUUGCUAUACUAGACGUCGACUUGACUUUCAUUAGAUUGGUGUCGACAAUAAAAAAAAAAAAUCUGAAGUCACGCACUCCUGGUGUGUGUAAUAACAUUCCAAGCUGAAGCCAACUCAUCAUUUUUAUUGACCUAUUUUACAAUUAUGUGGCCCAAGUAUCCCUAUAUACAAGUUCAACACAAACACAUACUGCCUGACGUCAAGUGGAAUGACAUUGUAUGAUUUGUGAGCUAUUGAAAUGUAUGCAUUGUUUAUGAUCACAUCAACAGAUAUUGCCUCCAAAUGCAAUUUAUUUACGCGUAGAGCAGCUUUCAUCUGAGCGCCAUGUGUAAGUCUAAGACAAUCCACAACAGUAACAUAGUGUAGAAUUGUACUUAGUAACGUCUAUAUGCAUGCGAUGUGUAAUGCUUCAUUAUGUGGGUAGUCGACAUAGUGUUAGAGGGUGGCUUACUCCAUUAGAGCCAAGAUAGUAACUACUAUCGUCAGUCUGUAACUUCACUGCAUGGUUGUGGUUCUGAUUGUAGUCAACUCUUUGUGGUCUCCACUGUGACAAUCACAUUCUGAACAAACAAACAAACAAAAUAAUCUGACAUGUACUUCCCUAAAUGCAACGAGCCCCUCUUUUACCAAAGUUAAACGCACACACACACACACUCACUAUAAAUACAGUACAUUUUACAUAUUUAUACAUGCCAUACAAAAUUUGAUGGGCUGGUAUUGAAUGCCCA